AUGUGGAAGAUGGGGUGCAAUGAGUGGUGUAAUACUGAACCAACGAUGGAUACUAACGUGUGCUCACAUUGUGGCCCAAACUGUACGGCGACUGACAUUCGUGUAUAUCCGGGGCUAAGGAACCAAAGAUAUACGAACCAUACAUACUAUACGGGCGUUCAGUAUUUCAUUCAUCCCAAUUAUGAGAGCUAUCAAUGGACACAAUUUGAUUUGGGAUUAACUCGUGUCGACACUGAUAUACCAUUGGACGGCACUUCGAGUUUGACGGGUAUUAACGCUAUUUGUUUGCCCAAUAAAAUGGCGAUCAAUAAAAAAUCAGAGUACGCCCAUUUGGUUGGACACGGAGUAGAUAACAACACCGGAUUGAGUUUGAUUACAAUACAAAAAGCCUACGCAAACAACACAAUUGAUCGAAAUUACGCCAUAAUUGGACGACGAAUACCAUACAACUUGGGUUUAGACAUUUGUACUGUUGAUUCCGGUUCACCAAUAGUCCAAUAUGUGAAUGGAGUGGCAGUGCUUAUUGGGGUUGUUGUCAAUGCAUUGAGAGAUCCGCACGGCGAUAAUAGCGGUUCGGGUCUCGUAUCACAUCCAAUGGAUAAUCAAUACUAUCUAUAA
Messenger RNA from Medioppia subpectinata, 618 nucleotides. The record is from the annotation of a GenBank genome assembly. NCBI's taxonomy places the organism in Eukaryota, Metazoa, Arthropoda, Arachnida, Sarcoptiformes, Oppiidae.